AUGGCUGUGAGCGGCAGUCCGUUUGUCGCUAAGCUGAAAAGCAAGGAGCAUGUGACCAACUAUGCUGGGCAAAGUUCCUUUGUUCACCGGAAAUUCUACUCCAGGAAGUGGGACUUCAUCAUAUUUAAAGUGGAUGAGUUUGAAGACAUGGUUACUAAGAAGCAGCGCCUCCAAGACGGCUGUGGGGUCAAACACCUUCAUCGCAGAGGUGAGAGCAACGAGGAGCUGCGUCUAUACCAUCAUCUCCUUGACAACUAUGACAGUGCACGCAGGCCCGUGCAGAGGCCUGAGGAGACAGUCAUCAUCUCCCUCAAGGUGACCCUGACCAACCUUAUCUCACUGAAUGAGAAAGAGGAGACCUUGACCACCAGCGUCUGGAUUGGAAUCGACUGGCAUGAUUACCGAUUCAACUUCAGCAAGGAUGAUUUUGGGGGCUUAGAUAUCCUGCGGGUUCCUGCAGAACUCGUAUGGCUGCCAGAGAUUGUGCUGGAAAAUAAUAUCGACGGCCAGUUCGGCGUGGCCUACGACGCCAAUGUCCUGAUCUACGAGGGUGGCUCCGUGAGCUGGCUGCCCCCGGCCAUCUAUCGCAGUACCUGCGCUGUGGAAGUCACCUACUUUCCCUUUGACUGGCAGAAUUGCUCCCUCAUUUUCCGUUCUCAGACAUAUAGUGCUGAAGAGGUGGAGUUCAUCUUCGCCGUGGAUGAAGAAGGCAAGACUGUCAGCCAGCUCUAUAUAGAUACGGAGGCCUACACGGAAAACGGCGAAUGGGCCAUCGAUUACUGUCCGGGGGUGAUCCGCCGCCAAGAGGGCGGCUCCGCUGACGACGCGGGAGGCACCGAAGUCAUCUACACGCUCAUCAUCCGCCGGAAGCCGCUCUUCUACGUCAUUAAUAUCAUAGUGCCCUGCGUGCUCAUCUCCGGCCUCGUGCUGCUCGCCUACUUCCUGCCCGCGCAAGCCGGCGGCCAGAAGUGCACGGUCUCCAUCAACGUCCUGCUUGCCCAGACCGUCUUCUUGUUCCUGAUCGCCCAGAAAAUCCCGGAGACGUCUCUGAGCGUGCCGCUGCUGGGCAGGUUCCUCGUCUUCGUCAUGGUGGUCGCCACGCUCAUCGUCAUGAACUGCGUCGUCGUGCUCAACGUGUCCCUGCGGACGCCCGCCACCCACGCCGCGUGCCCGCGCCUGCGCCACGUCCUGCUGCAGCUCCUGCCCCGCGCCCUGGGCCCGGCCGCCGCCGCCGACCCCCGCCGCGCCCCGCGCGCUCGGCGGGCGUCGUCCGUGGGCGUCCUGCGCCGCGCCGAGGAGCUGAUCCUGCAGAAGCCGCGCAGCGAGCUCGUGUUCGAGGCCCAGCGGCACCGGCACGGGCCGUGGACCGCCGCGCUCUGCCAGAACCUGGGUGCCGUCGCCCCCGCGGUCCGCAGCUGCGUGGACGCCGUCAACUUCGUCGCCGAGAGCACGCGGGACCAGGAGGCCGCCGACGAGGAGGUGUCCGACUGGGUGCGCAUGGGCAAGGCCCUGGACAACGUCUGCUUCUGGGCGGCUCUGGUGCUCUUCGGUGUCGGGUCCAGCUUCAUCUUCCUGGGGGGCUACUUCAACCAAGUGCCGGACCUGCCCUACCCUCCCUGUGUGUAAACGCGGCACCGACUUCCAAGCUCGCCCCCUCCUAUGUCCCGGAGGAAACCUUGUGGGUUUCAGCUUGUGGUGCCUGGGAUCGAACCCGGUGCCUCGCACGUGUGAGGCAGCAGCCUUGCCCCGGACUCACAGCCAUGUGGUUUGAAGAACAAGCGGUUGCCACUGCUGCACUGAUGAUCCUUUCCCACAGCCAAUAGUAAAUCUGAUCUUUUUUUGGGACCAUACUGGCAGUGUGCCCUGUGUGCUCCCAAGUGAGUCGUGU
Molecule: messenger RNA, 1888 nt
Organism: Sorex fumeus (smoky shrew)
Lineage: Eukaryota; Metazoa; Chordata; Mammalia; Eulipotyphla; Soricidae
Gene: CHRNE
Product: cholinergic receptor nicotinic epsilon subunit
Exons: 13
Coding region: 1-1626 (541 amino acids)
Biological process (GO): regulation of membrane potential; chemical synaptic transmission; nervous system process
Cellular component (GO): neuron projection; synapse; postsynaptic membrane
Molecular function (GO): acetylcholine-gated monoatomic cation-selective channel activity; transmembrane signaling receptor activity
Source: RefSeq, a predicted model, not a curated record